GCCUCGUCAGCGAUCGUGUCAGCCAUUUUCUUUCUUAAUCCGACGCUCAUGAUUAAGUAUUCGCCUCAUGUUUAGUUGGUUGAGAAGUUGUAUACGUGAAUGCUACGUCGUUUGCUACCUGAUACUACGUGUCCACGUCGGAUGGUUCGGUCCAGCCGGAUGCCAAGGUUUACGAGCAGCUAGUAGCAACAAGCGUCGUAAUUGUCGCAGUGGAAAGGAGCUGCAAUUCUUGGUCGUCGAUAUCCGGAGCCGGCAAGAGCGCAGCGGCAUCUCCGUAACCCAAUGCUCCGCAACAGCUUGCAGUAGAAGUCUCGCGGUAAUUCACAUCUCACGACCAGGAAGGACAACUACUAGUCCAUCAACGACUACGAGCACUACGACGAUGGCUGUGAAUAUUAGGACGACUGCGAUCCCUGAUAAUGCCCACGCCACGGUGAAGACCAGAAGCACGACCAGAGCGACAAGUGCGACUGCGACUACAAGUGCAACUGUGACCACGAGUGCAACUGUGACUACAAGUGCAACUGCGACUACAAGUGCAACUGCGGCUACAAGUGCAACUGUGACUACGACAAGUGCAACAGAGACUACGACAAGUGCAACAGAGACUACGACAAGUGCAACAGCGGCUACGACAAAUGCAACUACGAGCACACCAGCAGUGACGCCACUUUUCAUGACAAAACCUCCACUCGUGUGUCACUUGGUGUCUCCAGUCUACGCCACCAACAUAUCCGACCACUUUUCCCUGUUGUCUCAAGCACUUCCAAGUCCGGGAGUGUGCGACUACGUUGUACUAGACCUUCCAUUAUUGUCGAACGGAACCUACCCCUACGACUCGUACAAGUUCUUGCCGAACGGGACGGGAUACAAGUUCCUCUUCGCCAUCAGCCUAGUCCAGGUUGACUUCAGAGGGACACAACGCACACUGGGCUCCCAGAACUUCAAGGACACCGUGCGCACGAUCCGACAGCACCGAGCGCUGCCGCUGUGCGGCUUCGGUAUCCUCAGGGAUCUGCCCAUCCCGAGCAGUGUGGCGCUCGCGGCGAGCACGUUGGGACCACUGAGUGGAAUCUAUCAGGUGUUGAGCAACGCUCUGAGAACCGAGGGCGUACGUCCCAACGAAGUCCGUAACUUCAUAGCCUUCAAGCCGUCCAGUCUCACAAUACGACGGGGCGUCUACGAGGGCCUUCUCAGCGCCAUUAACCGCAUCUCCUCCAUCAGCCUUGUUUUCAUCGUCACGUUGACGGACGAACAAACGAAGUACGUCUUACCGUCGUCGGCCUGGGGAGACGCCUGCUGGCCGAUGUCGAGCGAAAUCAAAAUGAUGGACGCCGUAGAUCUGAUAGCCAGCGUCUCGGCGCCGAACGUAAUCUUCACCUUGACGCUCAGUCUACGCAUUGACACAUUCGCUCACGUGCUAAUGCCUGACAUAGGCACUAGUGACGUCGGCCUCGUCCUCUCCUACAAUCACUCGGCUGGCUAUUACGACAAGGGAUGCAAAGACUCCUUCCAGCACGACUCGAGAGGCACAUCUGCAGUGUACUUCGGUGGAGGUGACUGCAUGUUUGCCCCGAAGCAUGGCAGCCCCCCCAGCGUGGUGUCCUUUGAAACGCCACAGACGGUGCGACACAAGAUGGUCGCCGCCUACCGCCACCUGGGGUACGCGAAAACCAGCCAGUACGUCAUAGGGUGGAGCGUUUACAACGUCACUCACGGAAUGGCGCCUAAAUUGUGCAACGGGACCAACAACCGGAUCAAUGAAAUCCGCAAAGUGAUCGACGACAACAAAUAACCGGCGCCCGGGGACUUCGUGGGUCGGCUUUGGGAUUUUGUGCUUCAGAAAGCGGCUGCCUGUCCACGGCUUCAACGAGGGACAGUUUUCAGCCAAAAGCUGCUUUUGAAAAACACCGCAUCUCCUUGGGGGAGCAGAUCACUUGUUUUACGUCCUUGGUUCGACGUUUAUACGGUUAUAAUUGAGCGUCAGUAAAGAAAUAUGAACACACGCGUCAAUAAAAUCCUAAGAAAUGUG
Dermacentor albipictus is the source of this 2032-nucleotide messenger RNA. RefSeq lists its product as uncharacterized. Lineage: Eukaryota; Metazoa; Arthropoda; Arachnida; Ixodida; Ixodidae. The record is from RefSeq and is a predicted model, not a curated record.